AUGUUCAACAUGUUAAACUUCACAUGAUGUGAGAUAUAUAAUUUACCAAUCCUAUGAAUUAUGAAAGUCCAAAUUAGAUCGAUUAGUCCAUAAGUCAGUGAUCAAGUUGGCCCUCAAACCACAAUGUUGAGACAUCUCAUGAGCUCUAAAUGAGCCAACUCACGAGUUGAGCUCAACAAGCCACCGAGUCGAGCUAGCUCGCGAGCUUCACGAGCUGAACAUAGCUAGGCUCAAGCUUGGCUCGUCAGUAAACGAAUCGAGUUUCGAACAAGUUUUUCCCGAUUCGAGUCUCGAGUUGCUCGUGCAGCCCUAAUUUUAGAGGAUGAAACGAUUGACUAUCACGCGUAAUUAAUAGUUUAAAAUGCACAUUAGAUUGUCGUUCAACUCUCUUGUUAGUAAUUUCCAGCUAAACCUUUUAUCUUCUUGUACCGUUAAAACCCACUCUUCCUAGACUUUCACUAAUUAAAACGACUCAGCAGACCAUUAAUCCGGAUCAUAAACCAUAAUUUAAACGAGAAACCUGCCAAACAGGCCCAAAACAAAAAUAAAAUCGAUGAAAAUCUGAGAGAAAAUUGCGUGCCACGUGUCGUAAGUUACACCGUCGAUUACCAACCGUCUCGAGUGGGUCCCACAAUAUCUCCAAUUGAUCUGCCCGCCCGCCAACUUCCCCACUAAACUCCGAACUAAAAAACAAAAUAAUAAUAAAAAAAAAACCAAAAGGAAACGAAGAAGGAAAUGAAUAGGAGAGAGAUGAAUCAUCGUCGUCUCUCCUCCUCGCUUCCGUUAAAAAAGUGGCCUCCGCCGCGGCCUUCCUCGCCAUUAUCAUCAUCGAAUCCAGCCUCUUUUAAAAACCCAGUUCAUUACAUCUUCUUCUUUCCAUCUCCUCCUAUUUCCCCAUUUCUCUCUCCCCGCCAUUCAAUUGAUUCGCCAAGGAAGAGAGAGGGGGGGAAAGAAGGGAUUUUUACAUAUAAGGGAAAGCGUUUUCUCUCGGUUCCCCUCCCCCAAAACCCUAGAAUUCGUGUUUUGGGUUUGAGCUUUUUUCAAUGGGGGGAUUCGAGAACCGGGUAGCUUGCGACGGCGGCGCGGCGGAGCCGGAGGGACGGAUUGAGGAGGAGCAGAAGUUGAUCGAGGAUGUGGCCAUGGUGGACUUCAACCUGCUCUGCUCUACCGUCGCGCUGCAGACGCAGGGGAAAUGGACGGACAAGGUCCAAGCCGACGACGAGGAAUUCCACGAAGGCGGCGCCUCCGUGUUCCGGAUGUGGGAAGGCGGGGUGCUCGAUCUCUGCGACGACCGCCGCAUCGCCGUCGAAUCCUUCUGUUGUCCUUGCUAUAGAUUCGGGAAGAACAUGAGACGAGCUGGUUUUGGUUAUUGUUUCCUUCAGGCAACAGUGUAUCUCAUUCUAGCUCUAUUUGCGCUUCUCAAUCUCAUUGCAUUCUUCGUCACAAAGAGGCACCCUUUCCUUUAUCUAGCAAUCGGGUUCACAGUUCUUGUAGGAAUUUAUCUGGGUUUCUUCCGGUCACAGAUCAAACAAAAGUUCAACAUCAGGGGUAGUGAUAGUUCAUGGGACGAUUGCUUCUACCAUAUCUUCUGCCCUUUCUGUGCUUUGAGCCAGGAGGCGAGAACAUUAGAGAUGAACAAUGUACAAGAUGGGACGUGGCAUGGACGGGGUGAUACGAUAUGCGUAGGUGGGUAUACGGAAGGGAAUCAUGCUUACUUGCAGCUUCACCCUCCUGCUAUUGUUACCACAAAAUCCUCGGAUAACAGCAGCAGCAGCAGUCCACAGAAGGUCAGCGACAGCGAGUGCUGACUGGUUUCUCCAAGUUCUGUCUUCUCCUUUCAUUUUCUGUUCUGCUUUGCUGAACAUUUGGUGGGGUGAGGGGAGGAAUGGGAAUGCCGCAGGAUGAAAGCUAAUUGUCUGGUUUGUAGUUUGUAUAUAUUCUAUAGCGAGGAAGUAUUAGUCCAAGUGUAUGAUAUUCAUUUUUUUAGUCUUGGUAUUUAUAUAAAUCACAAUCAUUUGACACCACGUUGUUAUUUCUUCUUAUACCUCUUUUGUUCCAUCACUGUUCUAUGUGAAAGCAAAUGCUCGUAUAUAGGAGACAUUAUGGUGAAGUGCCUAUGUCGCGAUCCACAUCAACGGCAUAUGAUGGAUUGUCGCUUUUCAUAUUAACGAUAUUGUACUGACGUGAUUGUACCUCAUCCUAUGCACAAAGCACAAUUGAAAUCAAGUGAGAAGACGGUUUGAGUGUGUGAAAGCUAUGUUUUUCUUAAUCAGUUUGAUUAUAAUAAGGAAGAAAUUAAUAACCUUUGGUUGAUUUA
This is a messenger RNA of Linum trigynum, 2317 nucleotides long. NCBI's taxonomy places the organism in Eukaryota, Viridiplantae, Streptophyta, Magnoliopsida, Malpighiales, Linaceae. The record is from the annotation of a GenBank genome assembly.